GACCCCUUCCAAUUUCGCGAUGGUAUUGUGUCGGAAGAACAGCUCACCAAUGUCCGUCGGAGAAAAGGAGGCAAACAUGUUGCUAAUUACCAACGCAGGCAGAAUGAUCUCAUUGCGUCCUUGCUAAAACCCAUGGAUGAGCAUACACAAGAUGCCAUAGUGGAAGAAGAAGCAGCGCGCAUACCCAUCAAUAUUGCAGUGUAUGCUAGCCUUAUCGCCAACGCCGCGUUAUGCGUUUUGCAGAUGUACGCCGCCAUCUCUUCAUUGUCACUCUCACUGCUCGCCACGGGGAUUGACUCUGUGUUCGACAUUGGAAGUAAUGUUCUCCUGUGGUGGUUACACAGAAAAGCUGAGAAGUUGGAUCCUAACGACUGGCCUGUGGGUGGUGCCCGUCUUGAAACCAUUGGCAACAUUGUCUAUGGUGUAAUGGGGUCUGUUAAUUUAGUCGUUAUCGUGGAGUCCAUACAUAAACUCGUCACGAAAAGUGACGAUUCAUUAGAAGGUUUUCAUCUCCCAUCCAUCAUCGCCGUUUCAGCCGCGCUAGCGGUUAAGUUUAUUCUAUUCGCCUACUGCUAUUCUCUGCGGAGUAAAUCGAGUCAAGUGCAGGUCCUGUGGGAGGAUCACAGGAAUGACCUCUGGAUAAAUGGAUUCGGUAUACUGAUGUCCUGCGGUGGCAGCAAGCUUCGUUGGUGGUUGGAUCCCAUGGGCGCUAUAAUCAUAGCUCUGGGGGUGAUUAUCUCGUGGGGUAGAACCGUCUACACCCAAUUCGAGUUACUGGCUGGGAAGUCCGCCGCGCAUGACUUCCUGCAACUCAUCAUCUUCAACACCGUGACAUUUAGCGAGGACAUCGAGAAAGUCGAUACUGUCAGGGCGUAUCAUAGUGGGCCGGAUUAUUUUGUCGAGAUUGACAUAGUCAUGGAUGCCAAUACGCCGCUUUGGAAAGCACACGAUAUAAGCCAGCAAUUACAGGACAAGAUUGAAGUUCUUCCGAACGUCGAGAGAGCCUUUGUCCACGUCGACCACGAAUUUACCCACGUCCCGGAACAUCGGAAAACUCCAAAGCCAUAG
Laccaria bicolor S238N-H82 is the source of this 1068-nucleotide messenger RNA. It is a transcript of the gene CDF-G, whose product is annotated as CDF-like metal transporter. NCBI's taxonomy places the organism in Eukaryota, Fungi, Basidiomycota, Agaricomycetes, Agaricales, Hydnangiaceae. Gene Ontology annotation, molecular function: monoatomic cation transmembrane transporter activity. The annotation marks the transcript as partial. Gene Ontology annotation, biological process: transmembrane transport; monoatomic cation transport. The record is from RefSeq and is a predicted model, not a curated record. Gene Ontology annotation, cellular component: membrane. The transcript has 12 exons.